Capsella rubella is the source of this 1859-nucleotide messenger RNA. Its product is annotated as alpha-barbatene synthase. The coding region runs from base 1 to 1674 and encodes 557 amino acids. Lineage: Eukaryota; Viridiplantae; Streptophyta; Magnoliopsida; Brassicales; Brassicaceae. Gene Ontology annotation, molecular function: magnesium ion binding; terpene synthase activity. Gene Ontology annotation, biological process: diterpenoid biosynthetic process. The record is from RefSeq and is a predicted model, not a curated record. The transcript is spliced from 7 exons.
AUGGAAGAAGUAAAAAAUCUUGAUCAGGAAAGCUUCUUAAAUUUUACAAAAUUGCCAGCCUCUCAAUGGGGUGAUCAGUUCCUCAAAUUUUCCAAAGCUGAUUCAGACUUUGAUGUUCUUGAAAGAGAGAUUGAAGUGCUAAAGCCUAAGGUAAGAGAGAACAUAUUCAUGUUGUCUUCCAAAGACAAAGACACAACGAAGAGAACAAUUCAUUCCAUUUAUUUGCUAGAGAGUCUUGGUCUCGCUUAUCAUUUUGACAAGGAGAUCGAAGACAGCUUGAAACAUGCUUUCGAGAAGAUAGAAGAUUUAAUCGCUGAUGAAGAUGAUUUGUACACAAUCUCAAUCAUGUUUCGGGUUUUUAGAACAUAUUGUCAUAAUAUGUUGUCUGAUGUUUUCAAUAGAUUCAAAGGAAAAGAUGGUAAAUUCAAGGAAACUUUAAUACAAGAUGUCAAGGGUAUCCUAAGUCUCUACGAAGCAGUGCAGUUUGGGACAACGACAGAUCAUAUAUUGGAUGAAGCAUCAAGCUUCACACUGAACCACUUGGAGCCACUGGCUACAGGUCGCAAAUCAUGCUCACCACAUAUUUUAAAGCUUAUACGAAAUGCUUUUCACAUACCUCAGCACCGGAACAACCAAGCUUUGGUUGCAAGGGAGUAUAUCUCGUUCUAUGAACACGAAGAAGACCGUGAUGACACACUGCUCAAGCUAGCCAAAGUCAAUUACAAGUUCUUGCAGCUCCAUUACUUCCAAGAAUUAAAAACCAUCACAAUGUGGUGGAGGAACUUAGAACAUACAGCGAACCUCCCACCUAACUUCAGAGAAAGAACCGUAGAGACUUGGUUUUCAGCAUUGUUGAUGUACUUCGAGCCACAAUUUUCACUUGGGAGAAUUAUGUCGGCUAAAAUGUACUUAGUAAUCACAUUUCUAGACGACGCUUGCGAUAUUUAUGGUUCAAUUCCUGAAGUUGAAAGCCUGGUCGACUGUCUGGAAAGAUGGGAUCCGGAUUACAUGGAAAAUCUUCAAGGUCACAUGAAGACUGCCUUCAAAUUUGUGAUGUAUCUUUUUAAAGAGUAUGAAGAAAUAUUGAGGUCACAAGGAAGAUUAUUUGUGCUGGAAAAGAUGAUAGAAGAGUUCAAGAUACUUGCAAGGACAAAUCUCGAACUUGUCAAAUGGGCACGGGCAGGUCAUGUGCCUAGCUUAGAUGAGUUUUUAGAGUCUGGUGGAGCCGAGAUUGCUACAUAUGCAACCAUAGCAUGUUCCAUAAUGGGACUUGGAGAGAUGGGUAGUAAGGAAGAUUUUGACUGGCUGAUAUCUAGACCAAAGCUCGCUCGGACUUUAGGUGCAAAGACCCGUCUCAUGGAUGACAUAGCCGACUUUGAGGAGGAUAUGGAAAAAGGUUACACUGCAAAUGCACUGAACUAUUACAUGAACGAACACGGAGUUACAAAAGAGCAAGCCGUUAGAGAACUUGAAAUGAUAAAUGGAGAUAUGAACAAGAUUUUUAACGAAGAGUGCUUGAAGAUGACCACCAUGCCACACCGAAUUCCUAUGCAAUAUUUCAACUAUGCAAGCUCAUUGGAUGUUCUCUAUACGGCCGAUGAUGUCUACAACAACCGUGAAGGAAAACUCAAGGAAUAUAUGAGCCUUAUGCUCGUAGAUCCCAUACUCCUCUAGAGACUUGGGAUGCAUAAAUUGUUUGUUACUUUUCGUUUUUUAUAUCAGCUAUAUGCAUUUGUGUGCUGUGUGAUUUGCGGUUUUAUUUGAUUUUCAGGGUUGUGUGUUUGAUUAUACUUUUUUACUACAAUAAAAUGUUGAUGUGUUUGUUUUUUCAUAUAUGACACUCUUUCUGUUUGGUCUUA